Dothidotthia symphoricarpi CBS 119687 is the source of this 742-nucleotide messenger RNA. RefSeq lists its product as uncharacterized. The transcript has 2 exons. Bases 242 to 661 code for a protein of 139 amino acids. The record is from RefSeq and is a predicted model, not a curated record. Lineage: Eukaryota; Fungi; Ascomycota; Dothideomycetes; Pleosporales; Dothidotthiaceae.
CUGAGGUGAAUGAGCAAUUUGUCUUGGUAUUGCACUGCGGUUUUUGUUAUUUCACCUCUUGGUCACCUCUCUUUCUUCUUUCUGUCGUUUCUCCUCCACGCAACGAAUAAGAGUUAGCAAUCGCAUACGACCAUGGGGAAACGAAAAAGUGACUCAACGACCAUAAACGAUCACUCGUCUACUCGCCGUCGCCGUGGCUAUCUGUCAUCUGCCUCGACCCGCAACCUCGCCUUCCCCUCCCAUGACGAACACGAGCACACCAAACAAGCAACCAGCUCCAUCCGAGUCCACCGAAGCCACCACACGUCACGUCAACUACCCACUUCCGCUCACCAACCAGCAGUUCCCCACUGACAAAACCAUCUUCCCCUUCACCCUUCUCCCCACCGAACUCCGACUAAAAAUCUGGAGCCUAAUGACCCCGCUCAACGGCCUCCCCGCCUCCUACCGCGGCCUCUUGCUCUCCUCCCGCGCUAUGUACGCCGAAGGCCGGACCGAAAUCCUACGCAGCGUGGCUCGCCUGUGGAGCUCAUACGAGACGGAAUGGCGCACCACGCUUUCUCGAGACGGACAUUUUACUGCAUCCGCAAUCCGACGAGCUUGGCGGGUGUGUGUAUCAUCGCGGCGCGGGUCCCGGCGUAUGAGAUCGUGGAUGGUGUGAGGUGUGAUGUUCGGAGGGGGUAUCGCGUGGAGGAUCCGCGGUUUGGGAGGCUGGAUGGGCUUUGUUUGGGGCGGAAGAUGG